Messenger RNA from Eucalyptus grandis, 1158 nucleotides. RefSeq names its product wall-associated receptor kinase-like 9. Lineage: Eukaryota; Viridiplantae; Streptophyta; Magnoliopsida; Myrtales; Myrtaceae. The transcript is spliced from 3 exons. Gene Ontology annotation, cellular component: plasma membrane. The record is from RefSeq and is a predicted model, not a curated record. Gene Ontology annotation, biological process: protein phosphorylation; cell surface receptor signaling pathway. Gene Ontology annotation, molecular function: protein serine/threonine kinase activity; ATP binding. Bases 1 to 1158 code for a protein of 385 amino acids.
AUGAUUGCUCUGUCCUUCUUCAGCAUAACUUUUGGUGCUUUAGCCUUUGACACGUGGAGGAGGAGAAGCAAACAGAAAUACUUCAAAAGAAAUGGAGGAAAGCUCUUGAAACACCACAGAGUUCAAAUUUUUACAGAGGCGGAGCUGGCAAAGGCAACUAAUAACUAUGAUGAUAGCAAUAAGCUCAGUGAGGGCGGUUUCGGUUGCGUCUAUAGAGGUAGAUUAGUGGGGGACACCAUGGUCACGGUCAAGAAGCCUAAAGAUGUGCACAAGUCUCUAAUAAGGAAGGAUUUCCAGCAUGAACUUGAAACUGUGAUGCAAAUGAACCACAAAAAUGUGAUGAAGCUCCAUGGCAUAUGUUUGGAGACUAGAAUACCAUUGCUAGUUUAUGAAUACAUUUCAAAUGAACCCCCAAUCAUUCACGGCGACAUCAAGUCGGUGAACAUACUUCUAGAUCACAAUUACUUAGUAAAAGUGUAUGAUUUUGGAACUUCGGUACUAAUAUUGCCAGAGCAUGGUAAUAUUGUAGCCACUGAAAUACAAGGCACAUUGUGCUACAUCGAUCUAGAAUAUUUGACCACUGGCAUGAUAACAAUUAAGACUGAUGUAUAUAGUUUUGGAGUUGUCCUCAUGGAGUUGCUCAUGAGAAAUAAGCCAACAGGUUUCAUUACAAAGUCUGGAGAGUUUAUCAAUUUCAUCCAUCAUUUCAUCUCUUCGGUGGAGGAUAAGACACUCUUUGAGGUCAUAAACUUCGAGGAUGCUAGUAAAGAGGAAAUGGAGAGGGUAGGAAUGGUUGUUGUGAUAGCAGUGAAGUGCUUGGACCGAAGCGAUGCGAAGAGGCCAGCAAUGAGGGAAGUGGCUGAGCAUAACUUACCUGGACAAGAGAACAGACUGGGCUCCAGAGUUCGGCCGGAAGAACAUGGACAGGAGAACGGGUCGAGGUGGACCAGAACGGGUCCUGGAUCCGGAGCCAUCCCAAUGGAUCCCUACCUAUUUCCACAACCCGGUGUUUUGCCCUACGCAUUUCCAGUGAAUGGCGGCCGUCCCGAGCUCGUAGAUUCCCUUCACACGUCGACAGCUGAUGGACUGGAGCUUCGACUUAUCACCAUACAGCUCACUGGACAGGGCAACUACAACACUUGGGCCCGAGAUCUCUAG